Molecule: messenger RNA, 318 nt
Organism: Microdochium trichocladiopsis
Lineage: Eukaryota; Fungi; Ascomycota; Sordariomycetes; Xylariales; Microdochiaceae
Exons: 2
Coding region: 1-252 (83 amino acids)
Source: RefSeq, a predicted model, not a curated record
AUGGUCGUUAUCAAGUCUGUCCUCGCAAUCGCCACUUUUGGCACCCUCGCCAUUGCGACCGCCAACAUCGGCGACCCUUGCGGCUGGGACCCCCAGCACCCUGUCAAGACCGACUGUGGUCCGGACGGCCAGCAAUCACUCAUCUGCCAGCCUGACAACAAGUGGCACCUGUCCCACACCUGCCCAAAGGGUGAGAGUGUCUGCCCUCCUGGCGGCGGCUUCUGUGUGAAUCCCGUCCCCUACAAGGCCUAGAGUCCAGAUCGAACAGGAAGGGGAAGGGUUUUGCGGGACUUUUGGUGUGCAGGCUGUGCACCCGGG